Messenger RNA from Corapipo altera (White-ruffed manakin), 5161 nucleotides. RefSeq names its product CD44 molecule (Indian blood group) (gene CD44). The coding region runs from base 184 to 1830 and encodes 548 amino acids. Gene Ontology annotation, cellular component: plasma membrane; macrophage migration inhibitory factor receptor complex; basolateral plasma membrane. Gene Ontology annotation, molecular function: hyaluronic acid binding; cytokine receptor activity. The transcript has 12 exons. Gene Ontology annotation, biological process: cell adhesion; inflammatory response; positive regulation of ERK1 and ERK2 cascade. The record is from RefSeq and is a predicted model, not a curated record. NCBI's taxonomy places the organism in Eukaryota, Metazoa, Chordata, Aves, Passeriformes, Pipridae.
GGGUGUGACUUUUGAUGGAGCUCCCCCUCCCAGUUAUGUCAUUACUUCAGUUCCUUUGAAUCAGAAUAAAAAGUGCAGCAAACUUCAGACUCAUUGACUGCGGGCUUAACAAGCGUCGGGGCUUUUCUUCUUCCUGCAGCUUGCAAGGAUCUUUGGAUUUUGCAAAACACUUCCAAGAAAACAAUGGCCAACUUCUCCUUAUGGGCGACUUUUGGAUUAUGUUUGUUGAAGCUUUGUCUAGCAGAAACACAAUUCAAUGUAAGCUGCAGAUAUGGAGGAGUUUUUCAUGUUGAGAAAAAUGGACGCUACAGUCUCACACGACCUGAAGCAGUCAAACUCUGCAGAGCUCUCAAUAGUACCUUGGCAACACUAGAACAGCUGAAGAAAGCUCAUGAACUUGGAUUUGAAACUUGCAGGUAUGGUUUUGUAGUGGGGCAUAUUGUUAUCCCACGAAUCAGACCGUAUCAUCUUUGUGCAGCAAACCAUACUGGCAUUUACAAGCUUCCAGCAAAUACAACUGGUCGGUAUGACGCAUAUUGUUACAAUGAGACAGAAACAAGGGACAUAGGGUGUGAGCCAGUCGAAAAACUAGAUACUUCUCUCCUCAGUAAUCAAGAUGAAAUAGUCAUUGACAAUGCGGAUGGCUCACGUUAUAAUGCAGAUGGCACACGUCAUACCAGUGGAGAGUCCUCAACUUCAGGUGCAGAUGAUGAAAAUGUAGGUAGUGGAUCAACUCAUGAGACAACUCCCAUGGAUACCUCCGUCAGGAGAUCCAGUCCCUCAUAUUAUGGAAGUGCUACUCCAGUCUCACAGCUGCCAGAUCACACUUCUGGAGGGGGUGAAAAGGGAACUCCUGGAAAAGACUACGAUUAUGAAGUUCCAUCUCUAUCACCUGACAUCUCUUUCGGGACAGUGGCUGAUGAUUUCCAUGAAGAAGAUGGUGGACAUUAUCAUACUACUACUACUGUGGACUCACAACACGAAACGCUUCUGGAAAUCUCCACACAAGAUCAUUGGAAUCCCACCCUCAUAGAUGAAGAGGAGCAGUAUCCUAGCUCUCCUAGCAGGGCACUAGUUACAAGUGAAAAUGAAAAACAUCAAGGACCAACCCAACAUCCACUACCAUACAGCAUUCAUUCUGGAGGGAUCAGUCAAGAACAAAAUCCUGCAAAUACCACAGCGAGUAUUGAACAACAUGAAUUUACUAUUGCGGGUGAAAGUUAUUUUGAAAAGGAAUCUUCUCAUACAGCUAUGGUCUCCACCCAUGGGGCCAAACAGAAUGACUCCAUGCAAGACCCAUGGAUAUAUCCAGGUUGGGACAACGGAGAGGAAUAUGCAACACGGCCUGCUAUAAUGGAUAGAACUAUUCCUUCCAGAGGGAAUAAUCAUGAGAAAGGCUCUUCCACUACAGGCUCUACCUCUAGUAUAUAUGGUAAUGAAGGACCACGCAAGGGACAUCAUGAAUCCACUACUUUCCCUGGAGAGACUGCCACAACAAAAAUAGAUUCACAGCCAAGGUCGGCCCGUGUACCAGAAUGGCUGAUCAUAGUGGCUGCUCUUGUGGCACUUGUAUUGAUUCUUGCAGUGUGCAUUGCUGUUAACAGUCGGAGAAGAUGUGGGCAGAAGAAAAAGCUAGUGAUUAACAAUGGGAAAGGGGCAGUGGAGGACAGGAAGUCAAGUGCAUUAAAUGGAGACAUCAGCAAAUCACAAGAAAUGGUGCACUUGGUUCAUAAAGAACGGUCAAAUGACCGAACACAAGCAUGUGAUGAACUUCUGACUGUCAAUGAAACACAGAAUCAUCAGGACCUUGACAUGAAGACUGGAGUGUAAUGGUACCAUGUUGCCAAGUAAAUCAGGGCUGGGGAAAUCAAAAUCACGUGGAACUUGAACAGGAAUUCACAGAUGCACUGUGCUACUGAUGUCUUUUGAAAAUAAACAUAAGUUUUAUUCCUUUUUAAUCACUUUACAAUGUUGCCAGGGUUUAAAAAUUGACAUGUGCUUUCUGAAAUAUGCCCCAAGAGUUGCAUAAUGCUCUCAGUUCCCAGUCCCUACACAGAGGACUUUCACUUUGUCCUGGAUGUUAGGAGACAUACAAGUUUACCUCAUUAUUCCCCAGAUGGAAGGUCUUCGCUGUGUGGAGCUUAAGAAGUAUCCAGUCACUCCAUCUUAGAAACAUAUAAGGUACUAAACUCGCCAUGAUACAAGAGUAAGUGAGGAAAAAAUGUCAAGAGUGACAAUCAACUCUAAACCCAAAAGGCACGCUCUGUAAUGUCUGAAACAUGAGAAUCCUUCAGAAAUGCCUUCCAGCCAGGAAGAGCAGAGGGUGCAUUCAGAAUCUGCCACUAUAAACAGAAAGUGACAUUUUGUAAUUAUGUGUGGCUUGGUCCGCAAUGAGGGAAACCCAGAAGGAUAAAAUUUAUUUAUCUCUAUUUUUAAAUGAUACUAUGGGCAUACAGCAAGUCUUCUCGGGAGGGGUAAUAAAGAGAUGAAAAUGCGAACUGAUACAUAAUAAAGGUCUAUACUUUAUCAUCCUAGCAACCUGUACAAUUAUCCUUGAGUUUUUGAGAUAUUCUUUGCUCUUCUCCCUCCCUCAUUCAUUGGUCCAAGUUUGUGCAUGUUUUUAAUGAGUCUGUUAGUUAAGAUAAUGAAUGAAACAAAAUGACCCCAGCUCUAGCACACAUGCACAAAUCAAGCAUUUGGAGAUCAUUAGGGAAGGUGACAGUAUUUUAUUCCUGAAGAAUGGGUCUCUAUCUUAGAUAAUUUAACUUUUUAUUCCAUUUAACUUAGGAGAUGCUGAGCCUAGUAAAAUUGUUUCCCUUAUUAUUAUUAUGUCGUACCAGUUUGCUGAUAUUUUAAAAGUUCUUUUUCUAUGAUUUCACUUAUUUCCUCAGAAUUCUAUUUCAUCUACAUUUUUUCCAUCUGCUUUUUAAAAAGAAACAUUGCUUACGUAUUGGUACCAGAAAUUCAAAUUCUACAGAAAAGGUCAAAGAAAAUGAAAGGAAACUCUCCCAGCCAUGUAAUAUAGUAGAGUCGCUAAGCUGCAUUGUUAUAUGCUUGUGUUUUGUCCUUUUGUGUCUGUUAUGUAAAGUAUUUGUAUUAAGCUAUGAUGCUGUGCAUUAUAUUGAUAUGAAUUGUCAGAAAAAAUCUUAUUUACUACCAGUGGUCUGUGCUAUUUUUUAGCAAGCAGUUUGGAAUGAUAACUUCUAAUUGGGCUGCCCCAAGAAAAUGCAAGUAAAAACAAUUUAAGGAAUUGCAACCUGUGGUCUGCGUCAGCUGUUGGAUAGGGAUGGCCUGUAACAGGGUUAUGCAAGUGUUCCUGUUCACUGACCAUAGCAUCUGUCUUUGAAACUGUUCUGCUAAAGCAUUUUAUUUUAUGUUCUCCAUCUGAAACAGUCUGGAGGAUGAGUAUUGAGCUAGCUAAAUACUAACUUUAGCUCACACUGAUCUUUACUGGAACAUAAAGCACAAGACUGUUGAUUAUAUUUCUGAAUUGCAGUCCUCCAGCAGUUUCCCAUGUGUUUCACUGAGAUGCUCAGUGCCCUGGUAUCUGCAGGCAGAUCUUCUCAGGGCAAUUUACACCUGGGCAAAAGGUCCCAAGACAAGCAGAGGUUUUAAAAUAUGCGUAGGAUGUUAUCUGACUUUAUGUAGGUCAGGAUAUUUCAUCUAUGAACAGUGCAUUGGUUUUUGUUUAAUCCCUGUAAUGUUUUUAAGAAAGCAUUUCUAUUUGUCAUUACAAAUCAAAAUGUUCCGUUGAAGGCUGUGUUUAAACUAGUGUUAGGUACUCAUUUCACUAAGUAUGGAGAUCCAGAGUAAGAAUUAUUCCUCUCUUUAAGUCCUAAUUGAAUAUAGGUCUUAAUGUAAAGGAGAUAUUUCAUUGUCUUGGAGCCUAAAUUUCUCUUUCAGAAAAAGAAAAAAGUUUGUGAUGUUAUUCAUCUCCCUACACAGGUGUUGAAUGAAGAAUCUCACAAGCUUCUUCCUAGUUUACCUUAUGUUCAGCAACUAUAAAUGCACAGACAACACUGGUUGAGUUUUUUUAUAUAUUUUUAAAUAGGGAGAUCCUCAAGUUGUCUUUACAGAGGCACUGCCAUUAUUUUAUAUAUGCUGGUUCUUUUUAGAUUAUGUCCUGUGAUUCAUGUGUGAUUGUUUCAUUAUAGUUUCAAAACUACGUUUCAUAUGUGUAAUAUAGUACAUAUUUUUAUUAAUCUUGAUUUUAUUAUAUGAGGGGUUGUUUGUUGUGUGUAUGUAUUUUUAUACAGAGCACUUGAUAUAUUUGCAUAUUUAUUUAACAGAUUACUCAGAAUGAUAGAAAAUAUCAUAUCUAAAUUGUAACUAGCAAUAGUAUUGCUAAAAACACAUUGAACUGUAAAAUAAGCUUCCAAAAUAAACUUGAUUCCAUGUUGAGGAUAAACAGUAAGACCAGCUAUUAGUGGGAAAGAAGUAUUCAGCAGGAUAGUCAUGUUGAGUAUUUGUGACAAUUUUUUCUGCUUGCAAAUUCUAAGCCAGGCCGAGGUGAAUGCUAUGUGACCUUUUCUGCUCUGCCAGCCUUCCAUAGGCUCCACAGAUGCUCUGGGAGUUGGUGAUCAAGUCAGCUUCCCCCCAGAAGCAGACAUCAGCUUGAUUCAAUUUAAGAUCAACCCACUAAGACCUGCAUGACUAUUCUUGGCUCAUUGAACCAACAGCAUUUAGAGAGCACAGCACCCAGCCCUUCCUUCAGCGUGCUGACAGGCAAAUUGGGUUUUGGUCUAUCCUUGGUGCCUAGGAAGUAUGAGGAUCUCUUCUAAAAAUGCUGAGGAGGUCAGACCCUGUGAUCAGCUUGUGUUAAUUCUUUGUCUUGAAAAGUUUCAAAUAAAUGUAAUCUAGACCAAUGGAAAUACUGUUUAAAGCAGUAGACGCAUUCAAGAGAGAGAUUUUAUGUUUUAUAAGAAUAUAAUUUUUUUCAUGAAGCAAUGCAGAGUGAUUGUUUCAUCUGUAUUUUUUUGAAGAUCUUAGAAAGAGAAAGGGUAUGUGGCCAUCAUGUCUACCUGUGUGGAUAUUAAACUCUUACCACAAUAUCAGUUCCAAAAUUGUGACUUUGCAGUUUUUCACAUGAUAUGGCUGUCUUUUGUGUGUCCCUUUUCAACAACAUCAGCCUCUGUACUAAUUAGUUUGAAGCAUGUUGUCU